AUGGACAAGCAUUGUGAAAUGGUCAGUCACAGCGGUUCUGCAGACCAAACCCAGUUUUCUGAAAUUGCUUUCGACCCCUUGUGCGAUUUCAACCAAGAGAUUGUCAACGAAAUGCAUGGAGAAGUUGUACUCCGAUCUGUGACAGAUGUCUUUGUCAACCAUGCCAAUAUGAAAUGGACCCGUACCUCGGUCGGAAACCCAGCAGUCACGAACCUCUUAAGUCUCAAAAGUUUCCUGCCAACCGAAGUCAACGAGGCCACAACCAAGACAAUUGUUGCACAGAAGCCAAAGACGAAUCUGCUGGAGAAGGUGAACAAGCUCUUCUCCUUGGUUUUCUCGGAAAACCAGACUGCUGCUGCUGCUGCCAGGGAAACGGGCAUCAAUGUCCAGACUACCCAGAACUAUAUCAGACUGACCAGAGAGAAGAUCCAGGCCGAUUUUGAUGCUGUCACAGUGGAGACUGAUGAGUCCAAUGGGCUGAAGAUGAUGGAGGUUGAGGAGGUUUCUGCGCCUAAAGAACGAAAACAUGGCAACCAAAAAUGCUACCUUGGAACAAGCAAGAUAGCUGUCAUGGAAGAGUUCUCUGGGCUGCAGAUUACCAAAUCAGCAAUCCAGAAGCACUUGGUGAAGAAGUGUGCCCUGACAAUGAAGGAGUUGGAGAAGCUGCCUGAGAAGAGAGACGAUGUUAGCACAAUUGAGAUGAGACAAGACCGCAUUUUGAAGUGGCAACAACUUGCAGAUUUCAACUAUCUGUCAAACUGUGUGUUUAUUGAGGAAGCAGGCUUCAAUAUGCAUAUCAAGAGAACUUUUGGCCGUUCUGUCAGUGGCACCCCGGCUAAGACAACUGUCCCAACGCAGAGAGGUGUGUCCAUCACCAUACUUGGUGCAAUGUGCGAGAGAGGGAUUGUCAGCCUCUCGUUGAAGAAACCCACUGCAGUCGCAACCAAGAAGAAGAGAAAGUUGAACAUCUACACCAACGUUGAGGUGAAUGGCCGAAUUGGCACCAGAACCCAGCACUACCUCAACUUUCUUAGUCAUACAAUGGACAGAGCGAAAGCUUUAAGUAUGUCUUUUAUGUCUAUUUAA
Phycomyces blakesleeanus NRRL 1555(-) is the source of this 1086-nucleotide messenger RNA. RefSeq lists its product as hypothetical. The record is from RefSeq and is a predicted model, not a curated record. The transcript is spliced from 4 exons. The coding region runs from base 1 to 1086 and encodes 361 amino acids. Lineage: Eukaryota; Fungi; Mucoromycota; Mucoromycetes; Mucorales; Phycomycetaceae. Gene Ontology annotation, molecular function: nucleic acid binding.